GUCGGAUCCGAUCACUCUCCCCCUUAGUUUCUGCGGAUAAGCUUGCCUUGAGAUCACUGCCUAAGUCUCACCUGUCUUCUCAUCCCAGACGUAUCCUACAUGGUAAGUUGGAGUUACAUGUACAGGCUCCAGGCACCACUGGCUUUCAUAGCCCGGUGAUAUGUUUCUUUGAAGCGCAUCAAUCACAUCCCACAAGCUAGACACAAAAGCGCGUACAUUACACGACCAUCAGUGUGUGACAUGGAAUCCGCAUCUUCUGAGCGGCCGGCUAAGCGAGUGCGGCAAGCCUGUGAACCAUGCAGACGAAAGAAGGCCAAGUGUCCCGGGGAACAGCCAAUCUGCUCCCUGUGCGCCCGCUUAAACCAAACAUGCGCAUACGCUGGAGAACACCGGAGGUCAUGGGCAAAUGGUCUUCCUGUCUCAGCAGAGCCGGUCUCUACUCCCUCCAGCUCGGAGAACAGAAUAUCGCAGAUACUAGAGGAGCGAUUGGGAAAUCUAGAAAAUCGAAUGGGAGAAGUUCUCGACGCUUUGGGGCAAAAUACUUCCAGACGUGAGCAACAGGCAACUGCUCCGCCUCCGCCUCCACCACCUCCUCCCAUUGUCUUGAGCAAUGCCGCGACAUCCGCAACGUCAAAUCCAAUGACACCCUUCCCUACCUGGGAGAAGGUGCUAUCUAUUGCAGAGCUGUAUCUGAUAUAUUGCCACUCUCAACCACUUCCACUUUUUCACAGAGAGAGCUUCCUCGAUAGCCUUGGAGCUCGCGACCCCGAGAUCAUCUAUGCUAUGUUGGCGUUGAGUAUCCGAUUCUCGAGCAACGAUUGUUCGGACCCCAAUGGGCCUACGGUUCUCAUAAACAGCUAUACGGAGGUAGCGAGAAGCUUAGUGAUGCGAAGAGUCUCAGAAGGGCCUGUGGAGCUUUCAACCUUACAGAGCUUAUGUCUUUUAAGCUUGGUUGACUUUGCCAAUGGAAACACACACCGAUCAAGCAUUCACUGCAGCUUGGCUGUCAACUUGGCUCAAUGUGCCAAUCUUGGCCUAGAGUCCCAUUUGGCGCAAACUCCUGCCACACGCGAGGAACGCAGGCGUUGUUUUUGGAGUAUAUGCCUUCUGAAGCGUCUUCAUGGUGUUGACUUCGACAACAUGGAUUUCCCAGACUUCUGCUUCCCUCCUUUUCCAGAAAGCCCCAGUCGACCGCCGCCAACAAGUCCCCUCACGGAUGCGGGGAACGAGGCCCGGUCAGUGGGCAUGCAGGACCAAGGUAUAAUUGCCUACGUGAUCAUGCUCAGUGAGAUAUUUGCAAAGGCUGCAAGAUAUGUGAGACGUCAUGGGAGACCUAGCAAUGUUCCUCCAUGGUCAUCGCAGUCAGAAUACUCGAAGAUACUAACUGCCCUUAUGGAACGCGAGACCCAGAUGCCAUAUCACCACCGGUUCAAACCCGCUAACUUGAGUCAAAGAACACUGGAAGACCUUCAGACCAGAAGGGAGUACUGGGGACCAUGGUUACUGAACCAAUUUCUGUAUCAUACGAUCUUGUGUCUUCUCAACCACCCACUUCUGCUCUCUCUCAGCCUCAGAAACUUUAGGAGUACAAUACCCGAAAUCUUCUUACAGCACACCUCGGAUUUGAUUUCGUCUCAUACGACUUGGAUCAUCCAUUUUAUCAACUAUUUUGAGGAGAGGUCCUUUGUCGUGUCCGACCCUUUCCUAGGGUAUAGUGCUGCUGUGGUAGCUACAAUUGAGCUACAGCUAAGCUUUACGCAAAAUGCUGCAAUCUGCGAGGAGAAGCGCAAUCGAUUCUACAAGUGCGUCGGGUUUGUACAAACUCUCGGGCAGAAAUGGCCUCAUAUGGCACGCUUGGCGGACAGGUUGCAAAGGUUGGAAGAUGCUGUAUCUGCGUCCUAUGAACUAGAGUCUGGCGCCCAGAAUCAGUACCUCCUCAUUGACCUAUCACGGUUUUGGGAGAUUUUGGAAUACUCUUCCAACAGUGAUACUGAUUCCGCGCGACGCAUGUUUGGAGAUUCCCUCUAUAGGGAGGCUCCUACACUCGGUGCCGAAGUGUCGCAGACAUCCCCCUUGCCUGAACCUUUUCGUCUCUCACAGCAAGUCACUUCUCAGUCACCAAACUCGCAGUUCAACAUCCAAACCCCCCUUGCCACAGGUGCACAAUAUCCCCUGGGCCCAAUGGGCUCCCCGAGACCAGAUGUCUGGAACGAUGAGUUUUCAAUACUCGCCGCGAACUUCUUUUCCCAAGCUCAGGACUUUCUACGAACAGGUGACCCUAGCGAAGGAUUCGGGAACUUUUAA
Aspergillus heteromorphus CBS 117.55 is the source of this 2304-nucleotide messenger RNA. RefSeq names its product putative C6 transcription factor. The coding region runs from base 241 to 2304 and encodes 687 amino acids. Gene Ontology annotation, molecular function: DNA-binding transcription factor activity, RNA polymerase II-specific; zinc ion binding; DNA binding. Gene Ontology annotation, cellular component: nucleus. Gene Ontology annotation, biological process: regulation of DNA-templated transcription; DNA-templated transcription. The transcript is spliced from 7 exons. The record is from RefSeq and is a predicted model, not a curated record. Lineage: Eukaryota; Fungi; Ascomycota; Eurotiomycetes; Eurotiales; Aspergillaceae.